UUGAAUUUGUCUCAUGCAUUGUGUAUACAAGGAGAGAAAAGAGGGGGAGAGUGUGUGUGCAGAAAUGAGAAGCAAUCAAGUGAGACUGAACAAUGGCAUAACCAUUCCUGUAAUUGGUAUGGGAACUUUUUCUAUGGAAAAUGAUAGAAAAACUACUGAGAAUGGAGUACAUAUGGCUCUCAAGAUAGGGUAUAGGCAUUUCGACACCGCGAAAAUAUAUGGCUCCGAGCCAGCCUUAGGGAAUGCAUUAAGGGAAGCAAUUAUUGAUGGAGUGGUUGAAAGAGAAGACAUUUUUGUUACGUCUAAACUGUGGGGAAGUGAUCACAAUGAUCCUGUUUCUGCACUCAAGCAAUCUCUGCAGAAACUUGGGAUGGAAUAUGUGGAUAUGUAUUUGGUGCACUGGCCAGUAAAAUUGAAGCCAUGGGUAUGCUAUCCAGUGCCUAAAGAAGAAGAUUUUGAGAAAGUACUGGACAUGGAAAAGACAUGGUCUGGGAUGGAGAAAUGCCUGGAAAUGGGCUUGUGCAGGUCUAUUGGUGUCAGCAAUUUCUCUUCCACAAAGAUUGAAGCCCUCUUGGACUUCGCCUCCGUUCCACCUGCUGUCAAUCAGGUGGAAAUGCAUCCAAUGUGGAGGCAAAAAAAGCUAAGGGAUUUUUGUGGGGAUUACAGAAUUCAUGUUAGUGCAUAUUCACCACUUGGGGGACCUGGAAAUGUAUGGGGCUCAACUGCUGUUGUGAAUAACCCAAUUAUGCAAUCCAUUGCUCUUAAACAUAGAUCCACUCCGGCACAGGUUGCUCUAAGUUGGGGAUUGUCCAAAGGAGCUAGUGUGAUAGUGAAGAGCUUCAAUGAAGAUAGGUUGAAGGAGAACAUGGGAGCCCUUGAUCUCAAAUUGGACGACUACGAUUUACUUGAAAUUGAGAAGAUGGAGGAAGAGAAGAUAAUGAAGGGAGAAUUUCUUGUUAAUUCAACAACAAGCCCAUACAAGACCAUCCAACAUCUAUGGGAUGAUGAGAUUUGAUUAUUACAACUUGCAAUCAAGUGUGGAUUCAACUUAAACUAUUCCAAAAUUAAUAUGAUUUUAUCGCAAAGUAGAGUAGAAAUCAAGAACCAAAGAGAUCACAAACUACUUCUAAGAGAUCAAGUAUCAUGGAUGACUCGUGUAUUUAUUAUGUGUUUGGUAAAAUAGAUUGUAUGACACUCAAGUAUUAAGGAAGAAAAUGAAGAUAAAAUCUUGUUCAUUAUA
Messenger RNA from Olea europaea var. sylvestris, 1240 nucleotides. RefSeq names its product NADPH-dependent aldo-keto reductase, chloroplastic. Gene Ontology annotation, molecular function: aldose reductase (NADPH) activity. The coding region runs from base 14 to 1015 and encodes 333 amino acids. Gene Ontology annotation, cellular component: cytosol. The record is from RefSeq and is a predicted model, not a curated record. The transcript has 5 exons. Lineage: Eukaryota; Viridiplantae; Streptophyta; Magnoliopsida; Lamiales; Oleaceae.